ACGUCAGUCCGGUAUCACAUGAACGAGCGGGGACCAAUCGGGCUGCGCGCUGCCGGAGAGUGUUGGCUGCGCUACAGCGAGACGGAGCGGAGGCUGGAUAAAAGGAAACCGAGCCCGGGAGCUUGUAACGACCGCUAAACCCCGCGGAGGAGCCCGGAGCCGCCGCCACCCCACAGACCCACCGUGUGUGACCGGUUCCCGUGCGUCGCGCGCCGUGGAUGACCCCCGUUCGGCACCGGGGCGGACGCGCUGGAUAAGGCCAUGGCCCUAACGUGCUGAGCGGCCGGGCCGGUGGGGGAGGCGAGGCGCACCGCGGAGACGCUUCAUGGCUCAUUGUGCGGGUUGGAAAAUGGUGGAUUACAGCGUGAAGAGCUUCCCCCGGUUGGAUCUGCUGUCAUAGCCCGGAGCUCGGUGGCGUUUCCUCGCGGAGGUCGUGUUUUUUUUUAGGUAGGUCCCCCCCACCCCCCCUCGCUCCACAGCUCGAGCCAUUUCUCCUCUGUUUUAGAUACAUGUCGGAUUUUGGCAUCGGCGCGACGCCUUGGCCCUGCGCUCCGUGACGCGAACAUUUGGAGACAAUAAACUGUCGGAUUUAACCGAACCAUGGAUUUCAACAGCGGCAACGGAGGAGUAGGAGGAGGAGGAGGUGGUGGUGGAGGAGUAGGAGGUGGUGGAGGAGGUGGAGGAGGAAACGAGCUGCACAACAACCAGUUCUAUCAGUGCGAGGAGAACAAGCCGCUGCUGGGGGAGAUGUCGGAGGGCAACAACAACACCAAGCCGGGCGCGGGGCCGUGCAAGAGGAGCCUGCACCACUGCAGCAGCAGCGGGAUGCGAUACAAGCUGCUGCACGAGGGGGACAUCCAGGUGUGCGUGGUCAAGCACCCCCGCACCUUCCUCAGCAAGAUCCUCACCUCCAAGUUCCUGCGGAGGUGGGAGCCGCAUCACCUCACGCUCACAGACAGCGGCCUGACCUCGGCCACGCCCACCGGUUACAUGGAGACGUCCCUGUCCUACAGCUCCAUCGAGGACCUGCAGCUGCUCUCGUGGGACAACGCUCCAAAGUACUGCGUCCAGCUCAGCUUCCCCGGAGGCACCGUCCUGCUGCAGGCUGCAAACAGCUACUUAAGAGACCAGUGGUUUCACUCCCUGCAGUGGAAGAAAAAGAUCUACAAGUACCGGAAGGUCCUGAACAACCCGAGCCGCUGGGACGUGGUGCUGAAGGAGAUCCGAGCGCUGGUGGACAUGGCUCUGACCUCGCCGCUGCAGGACGAGUCCAUCCACCAGGCCCCGCUGCACAUCAUCUCCACCCUUCUGGCUGAGAACUCUAAUCUCAGCACUCAGGAUCAUGAGAACAUCAUCGUGGCCAUCGCUCCUCUUCUGGAAAACAACCAUCCACCUCCUGACCUGUGCGAGUUCUUCUGUAAGCACUGUCGGGAGCGGCCGCGCUCCAUGGUGGUGAUCGAAGUGUUCACCCCGGUGGUCCAGAGAAUCCUCAAACACAACAUGGAUUUUGGGAAGUGCCCUCGACUGCGUCUCUUCACUCAGGAGUACAUCCUGGCUCUCAAUGAGCUGAACGCUGGCAUGGAGGUCGUCAAGAAGUUCGUCCACAGCAUGCACGGGCCAACGGGGCAGUGCCCUCACCCACGUGUUCUGCCAAACCUGGUGGCUGUGUGCCUCGCCGCCAUCUAUUCCUGUUAUGAGGAGUUCAUCAACAGUCGGGACAACUCCCCCAGCCUGAAGGAGAUCAGGAACGGUUGCCAGCAACAGAAUGACCGAAAGCCCCCGAUGCCGCUUCGCCUGCUGCGCCCGGAGCCCGCGAUACCACCUCCCGCCACCAUCCUCCCCCUCUCCGCCAACCCCAGUCCUCCGCAGCCGCCUCCCCCCGCCCCCGCCAUCACCUCCCCGACACCCUCCCUGCCCCUCUCCCCUCCGCCCUCCGUCGUCAACUCUAGCGAGAUCCUGGUGGAGCUGGAGCGGAACAACAACUCGACCAACGCCAGGCGGAAGGGAGGGCCAUCAGGGGGCGACAGCGAGCCCAACCUCAUCGACUGUCUGCUGGUCAGCCCGGCCGUCAACACGCUGUCCAUCCAGCUGCCGGCGCAGGCCGACCGCGUGCUGGGCUGCUUCGCGCUCAUCCUCAAGAUGCUGUCAGACUACGACGACUGGAGACCGGCUCUGGCCAGUCUGCUGCAGCCCAUCCCCUUCCCUAAAGAGGCCCUCGCUCACGCCAAAUUCACAAAGGAACUGAAAUACGUCAUUCAGAGGUUUGCAGAGGACCCGAGGCAGGAGGUUCACUCCUGUCUGCUGAGUGUGCGUUCAGGUAAAGAUGGCUGGUUCCAGCUCUACAGUCCAGGAGGCGUGGCCUGUGAUGACGACGGGGAGCUGUUUGCCAGUAUGGUUCAUAUCUUGAUGGGCUCCUGCUACAAGACCAAGAAGUUCCUCUUGUCUCUGGCUGAGAACAAGCUGGGUCCCUGCAUGCUGCUGGCCCUGAGAGGAAACCAGACCAUGGUGGAGAUCCUGUGUCUGAUGCUGGAGUACAACAUCAUCGACAACAAAGACACGCAGCUGCAGAUCAUCUCCACCCUGGAGAGCACGCAGGUCGGCCUCCGCAUGUACGAGCAGCUCUGUGACCGCCAGAGAGAGCUGAAGGAGCUGCAAAGGAAAGGAGGCCCCACCCGCCUGACGCUGCCGUCCAAGUCCACGGAUGCCGACCUGGCCCGUCUGUUGAGUUCAGGUUCCUUUGGGAAUUUGGAGAACCUGAGCUUGGCCUUCACCAACGUCACCAGUGCCUGUGCCGAGCAGCUCAUCAAGCUGCCUUCACUCAAACAGCUCAACCUCUGGUCCACACAGUUCGGGGACGCAGGGUUGAGGUUGUUGUCCGAGCAUCUGGCCUGUCUUCAGGUGCUGAACCUGUGUGAGACUCCGGUCACCGAUGCCGGUCUGCUGGCUCUCAGCUCCAUGAAGAGCCUGUGCAGCCUGAACAUGAACAGCACCAAACUCACAGCCGACACAUACGAGGACCUCAAGGCCAAACUGCCCAACUUGAAAGACGUUGAUGUUCGGUACACUGAGGCCUGGUGAUCAGCCACGCUCACACACACACACAUGAACACACACACACACACACACACACACACACACACAUUGCACACAGGCUCAGAAACAUAACAUGAAACUUUGUGCGACGACGUCAUCGCCAGCCAUCACCGCAGCGUGAGGAUCAUGUGAGCAGAAACGCCUCUGACCACCAGAGGAGGAGUCUUCGUCAGCUUCGGACUCCAUCGCCCCCUGUAGCGACGCCAUCACUGGGAAGGAACUGCCUUGCUUUUUUGUUUUCUGAGUGAAAAGUCCUCAUGGACCUCAUCGCUCCCCGAACGUCUGUCCCCAACGUCCUGAGGACCUUGUUGUAACUGAUCAGAGGACGAGCCAGCACCCAGUGUCCUGUGGCUGUUUGAGACCCUCCUCUCUCUCUCUGCCUUUACCCAACUCCCACCUCGACCCCGCCGCCAUCAGCCUUCCACUCUCUCUCCUGCCCCCAUGUGGUGAAGGCUGGAUACAGCAGGACGCAUUCCAGUUGGUCUCCCAUCCCACCCACGGCGUGCUGUAGCUCCCCGAGCAGACGCGGCGUUGAACCGUCACCUCAGUCCUCGCUCCUCUCCUCUUCGGCUUCAGCUCUUCGAAUCCGAUUCCAGCUUUCUUCAAGUCGUUCAUUGGGAAAACAAGGUGCUACCUCCCAGAAAAGAAGAGUUGCAAGACUGUGCCUAUUCCUCGAACACAACACAUUCACACACGAUAAGGAAAAAAAAAAAACAGAAAAAAAAGUUUUUAUCAACUUGAAUGAACAUAUUUUUCCAGACAUCUGUGCUUUCAUAUAUUGUGUGUUUCUAUAUAAACAUGAAGACAAACCCCAGCGCUGACAUUUCAGAAACGUUUCUGGAGGAAAGUGAAACAGCGAUGUUCCCUUUCCGUUUGUUUUCAGUGUAAAUACUGACGAUCUCCCAUUGCUAUUUAAUAGGACCGUUGUUGUAGCAGUAGCUGGGUGGUCUGGGACUGCCUGAUGAGUUGUGUCUUUCAAACCUCCUUGAUUCUGUCUCUCCUGGGUUCGUCCUGACUCCUGAAGACCACACGCCCUGUUGUUUUGCAUCAUAUAACGCAAGAAGCGAGAGAGGGCGCCCGUACGCGGAUCUCUCUGCUCCGUCGGUGGUACCGCUGACGUGUGCGUCGGACUCGAACACGGGCCCAUCACCAGCUGAGAGUUGUAUAUUUUCAUAUCCUCUGCUUUUCUUUCUCUUUUGUACAGACGGUUUUUUUGAAAUGAAGACAGGACACUUGCCAAACAUCUUCAUCCAGUUUAGAUUUGUGUUUUGUGCACUUGCUUCAUCCGGCCAACGUGAGCGCGGUUGUAGUUCUGACCGAUCUGAGUGGAACUUGUCGUAACCUGCACGUGGAGAGACCGUAGACUGUGAACAAAGAUGGACGACGCGUCUCCGCUUCCUCCCACUAUCCAGAAAUGAAGCCAAAAUACCAACGCUGCCAUCUUGCGUCGAUGAUUUGGAGCCGUGGUAUCGAGGUCCCGCCCACUAAUCAGGAGUCAGUCUCAGCUGUCACAUGACAUCUCAGCCCGUUUUUUUUAUAUUCAAAUAACUAAUUAAAACCAAACGUAUCAGAAGCUUCAGUGUGUUAAGAACCAUCUUCAUUUAUUAUAUAUAUAUAUUUUGACCUUUCGUGUGGUUGACGUCCCGUCUGCUAACAUGGAGGAGGCGUUGUUUUGUUAUUCGUUUUGUUAUUGUAUGAUUAAAAGCAAUUGCACCAGAGUUAGCUAGCAGCUAAUUCGCAUCCUUUGGCUUUGUGACCUAUAUGGCAGCCAGCCACCAGGGGGCGAUCAAAGUGUUUUGGCUUCACUUUAAGGGAGCGCUCAUGUCGUCCAUCUUUAUUUACAGACCCCCCCCGCCCCGCCCCGCUGAGGUCGCCACAGCGCCCUAGUGGUCGUCUUUCUUAUCUUUUGUCGCCCUCCUGUUUUAAAUUGUUCUGCUGUAAGAAUUUGACACCGUGUUCGAUCGGUGACUUUUUUUUUUAGUCCGUGUGCAUCGAUAAUUCUCAUCAGAGGAAGAAACGAAAUGAUUUUACAUGUUCUGUCACAAUCAGGGACAAAGAUUAAAAAAAGGAAAAAGAUGGAAACUUUCGGUCGAACCGCCCAAAACACAUUCCCUGUGACGCCGCCUGUUUGGUGUGGUAACCGAACCUGCGUCACAGGCUCCUCCCCCUCCGGGCUGAUUUGUUCCGUGUUGUAAAACACACGCGACGAGUCGUCUUCGUUCAGUCGCUCCGACUGCGUCCAUCCAUUUAAUUUAUUUGCGUCGACCUGCACAUGCUCCAGACGUUGGUUGAGGACAGGAUGCCGUCCAUGAUGAGGACAUGCUUUUGUUUCCUAUUUAUUGAGUGCCAUGACAAUUUUCUGUUCGGUCUGCGUGCGGCGGCCAUGUUUGGGUCGAACCUCUGGACCUCUCUUCAUAUCCUGUAUGAUGUAUAUACGAGUGUAUAUAGUCGUCUCCUCCUCUCCUGUGGUUCAACCAGGUUUGAAUCCUUUAUCCCGUCUCUCUGUUUCCCGGCCUCCCUCCGUCGGCAGGCUGCUGUUGCCUUCAUCUUCAUGUGUGUGGUUGUUGUUUUGGUUAUUUUCACACAAAGUGCACUGUAAUCUCAAAAAAAAAUCUGUUUUCAAUGCAUAAUAUCUUUUAAGUUUCUGACGUCUUUGAUUCGAUGACUUUAAUCAAACAUUUGUUUCCUGUGUUUUUGUUGUUUAGUUUUUAUUUUCGCAUGUACAUGUUGCAUCAUCUGGUAUUUUUAUUUUGUCAUUUUGUUUUAUAAAAGGUUUGAACUAUAAUAAAGGGUCUGAUCACUAUCUCACUGAGGUUCAGGACUGAAAUGGAGAGACGCCAUCAAACUGUUUUCUGAUUGGUCGUUGCCAGGAUCUGCCCACGAGGCUCCAGGAAGUCGAGGUUUGAUCGAUGUAGAUUUUCUAAAAAGCCAAUACCAAUACUGGUACUUUUUGACUGAAGCUGCCUCUCGCUGAGAUUUCAGAAUUGAGCUUGAGCGUUUUCGUAUUAAUAAAAAUGCAAGAAGUUUGAAUCCUGCCAGAUAAUCAUAUCAGAGUGUAACGUGCUGAAUGGCCAUUGUCUUUUUUUUUUAAAUAAAGUUGUUGUAAAACACGGGGAAGGUGACAGUUCA
This is a messenger RNA of Hippoglossus stenolepis (Pacific halibut), 6222 nucleotides long. Its product is annotated as c-Maf inducing protein. The transcript has 21 exons. The coding region runs from base 601 to 3078 and encodes 825 amino acids. Gene Ontology annotation, cellular component: nucleoplasm; cytosol. The record is from RefSeq and is a predicted model, not a curated record. NCBI's taxonomy places the organism in Eukaryota, Metazoa, Chordata, Actinopteri, Pleuronectiformes, Pleuronectidae.